GAAAAACACUCCGAAGAUCCAAAAGCAAACCAGCGCCAUGGCACCAGCAGCAGCAGCAGCAAAAAAAGCACCAGGUUUCGUAGCAAACGCAAUAAAAAACAAACACAGUUUCAUCCAAUUCUUCGCCAUGACCGGAAUCUUACUCUUAAGCAUGCGCUCCGUCGGCCAAAAAUAUCGAAUCAAUGAUCUCCAAGAAGACACCGCCGCUUUACUCAAAGAACAAAAUUCCCUCUCCGAUCGCAUCCAUCACAUCAAACAACAGCUCUUGGCUGAAGCCGCCCUUGAUUCCACCGGAACUUUCGCUGCCAGGCUCCGCUUCCUUUUCGGCGAUUCGAGUGCUUAUGGGCUAGCUUUUAUGGUUGGUCCAAGCAAGGGUUUUGGCUUUUUGCAGUUAGUCCCAUAGUUGUCAAAAGCGAAGGCGAUCUCAAAGCGCAAAGGCCCGAAAUGAGGCGAAGGCGAGAGGCGAAAAAAAAGCGCACGCCCGAAGAAAAAAAGGCGCAUGAAGUAAAAAAAUAUAAAACUUUUAUAUAU
This is a messenger RNA of Erigeron canadensis, 531 nucleotides long. RefSeq lists its product as uncharacterized. The record is from RefSeq and is a predicted model, not a curated record. Bases 38 to 403 code for a protein of 121 amino acids. The transcript is spliced from 2 exons. Lineage: Eukaryota; Viridiplantae; Streptophyta; Magnoliopsida; Asterales; Asteraceae.